CCCCAGCGGCAGCCUACAGCUUCCGAGACAUUGACACAGAACCCAGACCCCGCCGGCUAACCCAUGGCCCCCAUGGCGCCGAGGAAACGCGCCAGAUACUGCUGCGGCCUCUGCGGCCUCCCAAAGAAGGGCCAUGUCUGCCACUUCGCCGGCGGUUCGUCUUCGGCGCGGCUGGUGCAGGGCCGAGAAGAAGCGCCGCCGCCCAGGGACCCUCCUGCUGCUGGCGCCAAGAAGGAGGAGGUCACCAUCAUCACCGCCCUCCCCAACGACGUCCUAGGCACCAUCAUCUCCGCGCUCCCCAUCGACGAGGCCGCCCGCACAAAUGCCAUCUCCAAAGGCUGGAAACACGUCUGGCGCGACUACACCCCGCUCAACCUCGACGACCGCGACCUCCACAAAAUGGCCUGGACCGGAGACAACCUAGUCGACCUUAUCUCAGACAUCCUCGAGGCUCCACGCGAGGUACGCGCCCGUCGUCUUUCUCUCAGCACGCUAUGCCAGCACUCCGGUGAUCGAGACCGCUACCCCAUCUUCGACCGCUGGUUCCGAUCCAAGGUUCUGGAUCACCUCGAGGAUUUUCAUUUCAGCUACCAGCGGGUGAACAACACCGAACCACUACAGGAUGGCGAGUUGAUGCCGCCGCUGCCGCCAUCCGCGCUGAGCUUUUCCUCCCUCCGCGUCGCCAGCUUUGGUUGCUGCCAUUUCCCUGAGAAUAUCUUAGCCUUGGGCGGCAUCACUUUUCCAUAUCUCAUCGAGCUCACACUCUGCCGGAUAACAAACUCCGAAAACACACUGCACGCCAUGAUAGCCGCAUCUCCAAAUCUUGUCUACUUGUACCUUCACAGAAACUAUCACUUCCGUCGCGUCCACAUCAGCUCGCAAACUAUUGUAAGGUUCCGCAUGUUUGUUGACCCAGACAGUGAUGUGAUGGAAGAACUCCUCAUCGUCAACACUCCAAGCCUAGAGGAAGUGAUGCUCUGGGACCAAGGUGAUUGUGGUCCACGAAUCAUACGUGUCCUGGUUGCCCCAAAACUUCACAUCUUGGGUUGUCUGCACAGCGACAUGAUGUCCACCGUACAGCUUGGGAAGACAGUACUCCAGGCAAUGGUUGACAGCAGUCUAGUGUCAUCACUGCAUAAUGUAAAGGUCUUGAAGCUUGUUGUCCAUGGUCUUAGGUUAAAUCAUGUCAUUGACGUCCUCCAAUGCUUUCCCUGCUUACAACAGCUUCACAUAAAUGUGAGUUGGGUCGACCCUUUCUUUCUUUUUGCAAUCUUAGUUACGUUCUAUAUAUGUACUCUCUAUUUAUCCAUUCCUAUGUUGAGUAGGUCUACUCUAAAUUAUUCUCUUGCUUCGUUUUCAGACAUUGAUGAGCCAUGUUCCAAACAAGCAGAACGACAAUCCAGCUGCUACUACUGUUGAGUGUGUUGAUAGACAUUUAAAGCAAGUAGUAGUGAGAAAUUAUUCAGGCAAGAAACCAGAUUAUAACUUUGCCAAGUUUUUUGUUUUGAACGCAAGAGCGCUAGAGUCCAUGAAGCUCCAUGUCCCUUUUAGCUGGAACAACGAAUGGCGCUCUAGACAACGUAUCAAGAUGGAUUUUAAGAACAGAGCUUCUCCAAAUGCUUUGGUUUAUUUUGAGGGCACCAAGUGAGCACAUGAUCAACCGCGCAGACGAGGUGUCAAAUUGUGUACCCCCUUGGCACCUAAGUUAUGUUUUUUUUUCACAGUUAACUG
Triticum aestivum (bread wheat) is the source of this 1731-nucleotide messenger RNA. RefSeq names its product putative F-box/FBD/LRR-repeat protein At1g66290. NCBI's taxonomy places the organism in Eukaryota, Viridiplantae, Streptophyta, Magnoliopsida, Poales, Poaceae. The record is from RefSeq and is a predicted model, not a curated record. The transcript has 2 exons. Bases 64 to 1419 code for a protein of 451 amino acids. Gene Ontology annotation, molecular function: protein binding.